Molecule: messenger RNA, 2172 nt
Organism: Anneissia japonica
Lineage: Eukaryota; Metazoa; Echinodermata; Crinoidea; Comatulida; Comatulidae
Product: branched-chain-amino-acid aminotransferase-like protein 2
Exons: 1
Coding region: 70-1002 (310 amino acids)
Source: RefSeq, a predicted model, not a curated record
UCUUCAUUGGGUUAUUCUGCAUUUUUGCAUUCAUCGUUUCCAGUUUUAAAAUAUAGAUAAAAUGUACUAAUGGCCGGUGAACAAAUUCGCAUAGUUCUAUGGGCAAUUCCUCGCACUCUUUCAACUGCAUUUACUAUUUCCAUGAGCCACCUUGAUGACGUUCAAGUUAUUAAUCAUCCUUUUAGGUCUGCUCAUCGGUUCUGCUCAGACGGUAUAAUUAGUGACCAUUAUGAUCACAGCAUUGACACAAGAAAACAGUACUACCAACACAUUGCUGACACCGACAUUGAUGACGCAAACACAUUGGACUUUUUAGAGAACUUUUCUGAUCUUCAACUGAAAGAAAAUAUCUACGAAGCAGAAUAUCCCGGAAAGAAGGUGAUAUUUGCCCGGGAAAUGAUGUAUGCAAUCGAUCCACCAUUCGAACAACUUCCUACGGGAUAUCGUCAUGUCUUCUUAAUCCGAGAUCCUACAAAAGUGAUUGCCUCGUUCGAAAAGUUCGUAAAACGUAGGUGCAGUUUUCUUAACGAUUCGAAACAGUGUAAUUUUCGUAAUCAUGUAGUCUUUAAACCUGAGAUAUUUUUCAAAAAAGCUUUCGAUUUGUAUGAACAUCUAAAAAAGAACGGUAUUGAUUGUAACCCUGUGGUUAUCGAUUGUUCUGACCUACUAAACGAUCCAGAAGGAACUCUUAGGUUGUAUUGUCAACAAUUAGGGAUACGUUUUACCGAAAAUCUUGUUCGAUGGUGGAAAAGGGAUUCGGUUUUCAAAGAGUGGAGAAUGUCUGUGAUGGAAAGAAAGGAGCAAACUUUAUUGGCCUUCUACGAAAAUGCAUUUCACAGCGAGGGAUUUCAAUCAACCAACCAAUCACCAACCAUCUCAUCUUCUCAGCUGUCAGAAGAUGCAAACUAUUGCAUAAAAGUUAAUCUCAAAUACUAUCAGCGGUUACAUGAUGUGAGAAUUCGACCUGAACAGGAAAAAGUGACUCAAUAUGAAUCGAGUUGAUAUAAUGAUUUGGCUGUUUUAGUACAUGCUUAAAAUGCUCAAAUGCUGCAGUAGAUCUCGAAGAAAAUAUACUUGACUUUUCAUGACAACAUCUGAGAUAAGACCUUUGCGAUUACGUGGGUCUUGGUCAUGAACCUACUGCAAUUGUCAUUUACUAUAUUUAUGAAGUUCAGGCCUACAUACUACCCACUCAUUUGGGAUACCCCUAUUCAGGAAACACACCACUUAAAGGGACACUUUUCAGUGAAACGAGGGGCAAUAUAUCUUUUAACACUACGGCAAACCCCUAAAGGGGGACACCCCUAUUAAUGGGACGGAGACACUUUCUGAGUGCGCCAAAUGGUCGAAACCUCUAUUUAAGGGGACACUUUUCAGUGAAACGAGGGGCAACAUAUAUCUUUUAACUCCUUAACAACCAUAAAACCUUAAAAGGGGGACACCCCUAAUAAGGGGAUGAGGACACUUCUGAGUGUGCCAAAUGGUCAAAUAACCUCUAUUAAGGGGACACCUAUUUUGUUUUAAUCAUUAUAUCACAACAACUACAGCAUUCUAAAGUAAGAACAAUUAAUUCAACUUCAUAUUUUAACAAGUUUUGAACAAUAAACCAGAUUUUCCCCCCGAAUCCUUAGAGUGAACUUCGGUAUUGGCCUACAGAAUGUGUUACUUCAUAUAAACCAAUCAUGUCAACUUUGACCCUUAACAAUGGUGAUUUCGUUUCUUUUGUUUUUCGUGUACUUUCAUAGGAUUCUAAUAGAUACCAUACAUACACUAUUAAUUCUAAGACGUUACUCUAUUCAUGUUGCAUUCAUUCAAUAGAAGGCUCAAUAUUUUACACUAAAAUAGGAAUAUUUGAUCGUUAUUCAUGAAAUAAUAUUGGGAACAUUUUAUUAUUUAUUAUUUAUAUCAGCGCCUUUUUUUGUACAUACAAAGCGCUUCUUUUUACUUGGUCCUCGUGUUUUAAGUGUUUUAAUGCUGCUGGUAACAUCGCAGGAGUAGGCAAUCCCACCAGGUACCGUACCCAUCUAUACUCCUAAGUGGGGAGAACGCUUAUUUGAGAGCAGCGCUUAUUCUGGUGCUUAUUAAAAAAAAAAAUAUUGGUGUGGAGCUUUCCAUUGUUCCUAUGUUACCAAUUUCACGUAUUCCCAAAUUUCGGUUAACCUAUCAUAGACC